Molecule: messenger RNA, 1924 nt
Organism: Anas platyrhynchos (mallard)
Lineage: Eukaryota; Metazoa; Chordata; Aves; Anseriformes; Anatidae
Gene: PSMG2
Product: proteasome assembly chaperone 2
Biological process (GO): proteasome assembly
Cellular component (GO): nucleus; cytosol
Source: RefSeq, a predicted model, not a curated record
GUUAGCGGCCGUUACCGCCCCGCUGAGGCGGCUCGGAGAGGCGAGGCUCAGCUCAGCGAGGCUCCCUCAGCUCCUCGGCCGGCAUGUUCGUCCCCUGCGAGGGCGGCGGCCCCGAGCUGCAGGGCUUCACGCUGCUCAUGCCAGCAGUGUCAGUGGGAAAUGUUGGUCAACUGGCAAUUGAUCUAGUGAUUUCCACGCUUCGCAUGACUAAAAUUGGUUACUUCUACACGGACUGCCUGGUGCCGAUGGUUGGCAAUAAUCCGUAUGCAACAUCAAAUGAAAAUUCGGUGGAGCUGAGUAUAAAUGCUGAAGUGUAUUCGUUACCUUCGAAGAAACUUGUAGUUCUGCAGAUCAGAUCGCCUUUCAUAAAGAACAAAUACAGGCCAUUCUGCCGAGCACUGCUUUCUUGGGUAGAAAGCAGCAAAUGUGCCAGAGUCAUUCUUUUGUCCAGCAGCCACGCAUACCAGCGCGAUGAUGAGCAACUUCUUGGAACACCACUGCGCUACCUGCUUACACCAGCUCUAGAGAAAGCAGUUGAAGGCCGUAUGCAGGAGCUAAAGUGGAAAGAAAUGGAAAAAAUAGCAGCUUAUCCUGGAAUAAAUGAUAGAGAAAAAGUUCUACAUAUUCCUGGAGGUGGCAUCACAAAACUACUGUUUACUGAGAGUUGUUCAAAAGGAAUCCAAAUGGCAGUUCUUCUGAAAUUCUGCUCGGAAGGGGACAAUAUCCCUGAUGCAUUUGCUCUUGUUAAUUAUCUUAAUGAAUGGCUCCAGCUAAUUAAAAGCAAAGGAAGCCAUUCCACAGAUAUUUCUCCAGAACAGGAAAUACCAGAUACUUCUUCACAAUGGAAAAUACCGAGUUCUUGGCGCUUACUUUUUGGCAACGGUCUUCCACCUGCACUCUUCUGAUCCAUUUUGAAUUCUUCUAAUUCUGUUUCACAAUGAAUUCAAGUCUCUUACUUGACACAUUUCAAGAAAAACAAAAUCGUACCAUCACAUCAAGUGGACCAUCCCUACAUUAAGGAUAUAAUCAAACAGAAAACUUGAACGACUAAUUCCAAACCUGCAAACUACUUGCAACUGAGGUCCAAACAUUUUUUUUAAAUUGGUAUUUACUAAAACAUGCAUGAUUUGUAUAGAAGUGUUCAUCUGAGAGUCAAACACUUUAAUUAAAUUCUAAGAAGUUCACUAUGCAUCAAGUAUUUUGACUGAUGUAUUUCCAAAAUGGGGAAAAAAACCCAACACAGUAACACUCUGAAUCAAAGUACAACAGCAUUUUGGAAGUGACACAGAAACAGCCAACAGCUUGCCAGAAACUGGAGGGAAGGAGGAGUAGGUUGUCAGAAGGCGUUUCCUUCAUUUUCACUCUUUCUUUAAGCAUUUCCUAAAAUAAAGGUCACUGGGAUUGACAGGUCUUCCAUUUUGGCCCACAUUUGUUCUUAUUUAACAUCCGAGUUGUGCACAACUGCUGUAAAGUUAAAUCCUACAGAAUAACGAAAUAUCACAAGGGCUCAGUUGGCAGUACAGAAAGCGAGCCUCCUGCAAGUUCAGUUUUUAAAGGAUUUUGUCCCAAGUCAGAUACUGAGGGAGCAGAAGAGUUUUACCCAAAUUAUUGCCUGGAAUACUCUACAAGAUCUAAUGCUUAAUUUCCUUCCUACUCCCAUGGCACAAUUCACUGGUCAAAACAAUUUUGUCUUAGACUUAUAUUAGUUAGUUUUUCUUAAAUUAAGAUCAAUUAGACUUUGAAGAGCCUUACAAGGAUGCAACCAAACUGAAUUUUUACCUAUCAACUGCUAAAUAUCCUAGUUCUACUUUAUUGCAUCAGGAAGGUGAAAGCCAGAUGAUCUAAGAAGGCUCCCUCAGGCCCUGCCUCACAUGCUCUCACCCAGAAAAGCAGAAUGCCUCCUCAGGAUUCAAAGAACAAAAAA